Messenger RNA from Aureobasidium uvarum, 156 nucleotides. NCBI's taxonomy places the organism in Eukaryota, Fungi, Ascomycota, Dothideomycetes, Dothideales, Saccotheciaceae. The record is from the annotation of a GenBank genome assembly.
AUGCCUUCCCACAAGUCUUUCCGCACCAAGCAGAAGCUGGCCAAGGCCCAGAAGCAGAACCGUCCCAUCCCCCAGUGGAUCCGUCUGCGCACCAACAACACCAUCAGAUACAACGCCAAGAGACGUCACUGGCGCAAGACCCGCAUCGGUAUCUAA